UGCAGGUAAACAGAGGCUGCUCACAGUAAGCCUAGGCCCCUAGGCCUUGUGUGAAUUAGGCUACUGAAUGCCCUAACCUCUUGCCUCAUUUUCAUUUCAUCGGAAUGUCCCACCCCAUAUAGAUUUUCAUCCCCUAGCCACAAUCUCUGAUCAGAAAACAUUCAUCAUGGUUGACUAUUACAAAGUUUUGGAAGUCCCAGCAAAGGCUACACAAGUUGAAAUCAAGAAAGCUUACCGGAGACUUGCCCUUAAAUGGCAUCCAGACAAGAAUCCAGAUAACCUGGAAGAAGCUGAAAAGAAAUUCAAAGAGAUCUCAGAAGCAUAUGAAGUUCUUUCUGAUGAGAGGAAGAGGAGAGUGUAUGAUCAUGGUGGGAGGGAGGGUUUGAGGAAUCCAGGCCCUGGGCACAUGGAUGAUCCGUUCCCGUCGUUCUUCGGAACAGAAUUCCACUUUACAGAUCCCUUCAAAUUGUUUGAAGAAUUCUUCUCACAUGAUCCAUUCUUUCAUGGAUUUCCUGGGUAUGGAGUACAUGGUCGGCGGCGAGAACCCACUGAUGCUCUUAGCACACAAUUUUUUCAUCCAUUUGGAAUGAUGGAUAAUUUGUUCACAAGUAUGUUCAGCCAUGGCUUCAAUGAUGGAGGCUUCACAUCCCUCUCUGCAGUUUCAGCAAGCAUGGAUCCAAAUUCUGCUGGAGCAAGUACUGUCAAGCGUACCUCUACCUCCACCAAAUUUGUGAAUGGCAAGAAGAUUGUUACCAAAAAAGUGGUGGAAAAUGGCAUGGAGACAGUGAGUAUCUUAGAGAAUGAUGUACUGAAAUCACGGACUGUGAAUGGAAAGCCUCAACCCUUGAAGAUUACAAAAAAAUAGAAACCUCAAAACUUUUCCUACGUUCCCUAUCUAUUGUUUCUGAACCUUCUUUUCCUUUCCUUUGAAUUGUUUCUUUUCUAUUACAUGCUCCAACAUCCUUGUGGCCUCUCUCCUCAUUCUCUUUUCCACAUUGCCACCUUGUAUAUUUAUUGGCACGAGCCUUUUCCUUCCAUAUAGUGUGAUACAUUUCAUCAUUUUUGAGUGGGAUCAAGGAAGAGCUCAUUCUUCUGUGUCCUCUACUUCAACUUUGCAUUGAUUCACUCAAUCCAUGUUGGAGUAUCAUUUUUCCUCUGUCUCUAUUCUAGCAACAAUGAUUGAAUAAGUGUCUGUGUGUCAUUCUUCAAGGGGUGGCACAUAUAGGGUUUUUGAACCUGUUGUCAGGAUUUUGUGAUGAGAUUGGAAAUUGUACUGUGUCUGCUAAGAGGAUUGCUUUAAUUGCAUUGCCUUUGUGUCUUUGGAAAAGGAAACUCUCUAGGUAAAGACAUGGGGUCUCUUAUAAAUGGUGAUAAUACCCAAGAAUAACAUGAAUAAGCCAACCGUACUAUGAUUCUUCAUUCAUUCCUAGGAAAAAGGAGGACAACAAAGCAGCAAAUCACCAAACAACGCAUUUUUCGG
This is a messenger RNA of Darwinula stevensoni, 1480 nucleotides long. Lineage: Eukaryota; Metazoa; Arthropoda; Ostracoda; Podocopida; Darwinulidae. The record is from the annotation of a GenBank genome assembly.